Messenger RNA from Epinephelus moara (kelp grouper), 1404 nucleotides. RefSeq names its product allantoicase (gene allc). Gene Ontology annotation, biological process: allantoin catabolic process. Lineage: Eukaryota; Metazoa; Chordata; Actinopteri; Perciformes; Serranidae. The coding region runs from base 130 to 1323 and encodes 397 amino acids. The transcript is spliced from 11 exons. Gene Ontology annotation, molecular function: allantoicase activity. The record is from RefSeq and is a predicted model, not a curated record.
GUGACUGAGCAGUCGAUGAACUUUGUCCUGCAGGACAGAGGCGGUCUGAGUCGUCCUUCAAGUGGAGACGCAGCGAGCAGCUGCUUCAGUCUCUCUCUUCAUGUUUUAGGUGAAACUUAAAGUGUCAUCAUGGCAGAAAGGAGAGUGGCGGUGACAACAGCAGCUGAGCCCGACUUCCUGCAGUUUAAUGACCUGGCCUGUGAGGUGGUCGGCGGGAAGGUUAUUUUUGCUACAGAUGAAUGGUUCGCUCCUGCUGCCAACCUGCUGAAGAGAGAGCCACCGCAGUUCAUCCUGUCAGCCUUCACUGAGUUUGGGAAGUGGAUGGACGGAUGGGAGACGAGGAGGAAGAGGACAACGGGUCAUGACUGGUGCAUCAUCCAGCUGGGAGUACCAGGACGAAUCUAUGGUUUUGAUGUCGACACGUCCUUCUUCACUGGAAAUCACUCACCUCACAUCUCCAUCCAGGCCGGCUGUCUGGGUUCUUCACCAGACAAACCACCGACCUUCAGCCUGGACGGAGACCGAACCGGCAUGGCCGCCUCCGACAUUCAGCUGGCUGCUGUUGCCAAGCUGGGCUCUGAGGCGUGGCCAGAGCUGGUGUGUGUGUCGGAGCUGAAGCCUGGAUAUUCUGACUGCUGCCAUAAUCACUUCAAGGUCAACUUCAACCACCGAGUCACACACCUGCGCCUGAACAUGCACCCAGAUGGAGGGAUAGCCAGGCUGCGGGCGUAUGGUGUCGGGCAGAGAGACUGGUCAUCUGUCUCCUCCCACCAGGAUGUCGACCUGGUGGCUUUGCCCAAUGGCGGAGUCUGCCUUGGCUACAGCGACGCCCACUUUGGGCAUCCACGCAACAUGAUUGGUCUUGGCCGAGCCGUGAACAUGGCCGAUGGCUGGGAGACGGCUCGCAGGCUGGACAGACCAAAACACCUGAAGGUGGACCAGCGAGGCAUCCUGCAGGUCCCCGGCUCGGAGUGGGCGGUGUUUCGUCUCGGUCAUCCCGGAGUGAUCAGCAGCGUCGAAGUCGACACCAACCACUUCAAAGGUAACUUCCCGGACUCUUUCAGGAUCGAGGUUUGUUCUCUGACUGCUGAGGAGGAAGCUCAGUGCAUCAGGAGCAAGUGGAAUUCUGGGAAAUGGCAGGUCCUUCUUUCCCCUCAGAAACUUCGUCCUCAUCACAGACAUCUGUACAGCCAGUCCAAGCUCACUCUCAGCUCACCUGUCACUCACGUCCGUCUCAUCAUCAGCCCUGAUGGAGGAGUCAGCCGGCUCCACCUGUGGGGUCGACCCACGGCCAAUCAGAAUAGACUGGCAUCCAAACUGUGAUGCUGUGAACACUCGGAGAGGAUUUAAAGUUUGUGAUCUGUGACUGAUGAUGUUUGAGAAAUAAAACAGGUGGAGACUCGA